This is a messenger RNA of Boleophthalmus pectinirostris (great blue-spotted mudskipper), 3147 nucleotides long. It is a transcript of the gene adamtsl2, whose product is annotated as ADAMTS-like 2. Gene Ontology annotation, biological process: extracellular matrix organization. The transcript is spliced from 21 exons. Bases 1 to 3138 code for a protein of 1045 amino acids. The record is from RefSeq and is a predicted model, not a curated record. Gene Ontology annotation, cellular component: extracellular matrix. NCBI's taxonomy places the organism in Eukaryota, Metazoa, Chordata, Actinopteri, Gobiiformes, Gobiidae.
AUGACUCGACCCGUGUUUUCCUUUUGCUCUGACGAUGUUGAUGAUGAUGAAGAUGAUGAAGCAUCAGAGCGUUUGAAUCUGAUCCAGCUCCGCCCAGAGGCUCGGCGUGGUUCUGACGGCGUCGAUGGAGGGUUUAUGAGGCUCGAUCUGCCCCUGUUUGGUCUGCAGCAGUGUCUGAUCUUCUCCUCCUCUGCCUGUCCUCCUCAGCAGCAGUGUCUGAUCUUCUCCUCCUCUGCCUGUCCUCCUCAGCAGCAGUGUCUGAUCUUCUCCUCCUCUGCCUGUCCUCCUCAGCAGCAGUGUCUGAUCUUCUGGGCGUUGUUAAUGUGUCUGUAUCUGCAGACUCAGACCAUCACUCAGGCUGAGGUUUAUCUGAGGCUUUCCCACGAGCCGAGCCCCGUCACUUUACUGCUCCUCAGGAUGCGGUGGUGGGAACAGUUCACACACAUUGUGCUGCUGUUGUUUUGUUUCCUCACACUGGCCGUGUGUGUGGGCAACCUGUCCACCAGGGGGCUCCAGGAGGAGGCGGUGGCGUCCAACAGCCUGGAGGAGGCGCUGGAGGUCACCACGUACUGGUGGGGGGAGUGGGCCAAGUGGACGGCCUGCACCCGCACGUGUGGGGGCGGGGUCAUGACCCAGGAGCGUCACUGUCUCAAGCAGAGAAAGAAAGUGACGAGUGGAAAAGACAACAUGACCUGCAGCGGAAUGUCCAAGAAAUAUCACCUGUGCAACACCAAGGACUGUCCCGCUGCGAGUCGGAGCUUCAGAGAGGAGCAGUGCGGCUCCUUCAACUCACAGAUGUACAGCGGCAGGAGCUACCACUGGAAACCGCUCUACCCAGACGACUACGUGCACAUCUCAUCGAACCCCUGCGACCUCCACUGCACCACCAUCGACGGACAGAGACAGCUCAUGGUCCCAGCGAGAGACGGGACCUCCUGCAAAUACAGCAGCUACAGAGGCGUGUGCGUGAGCGGACAGUGUGAGCCCAUCGGGUGUGACGGGGUCCUCUUCUCCUCUCACACUCUGGACAAAUGUGGAGUGUGUCAGGGCGACGGAAGCAGCUGCAGCAGAGUCACCGGAAACUACAGGAGAGGAGCGACUACUCUGGGUUACUCGUUCAUCACUCAGAUUCCUGAAGGCUCCUGGGACAUUCAGAUCAUCGAGAGGAAGAAGUCUGCAGACGUACUGGCCGUGACGGAUCAGGCGGGGAACUUCUUCUUUAACGGCGCCUACAGAGUGGACAGUCCUCAGAACUUCCACGCGGCGGGAACCGUGUUCAAGUACCGUCGCCCCACAGACGUGUACGAGACCGGCAUCGAGUACAUCGUCGCUAAAGGCCCCAUAGACCAGGCCGUCAACAUCCUGGUGUGGAAUCAGAACGGGCGCACUCCGUACAUCACGUACGAGUACACGGUGCUGAGAGACGCUCUGCCCCCGGUGCCUCCGCCGCCGCUCUACACCGGGGCAGACGGCGGCGACGCGUCGAUGGAGGAGGGCGCUCUACUCAACGCCACACACCAGGGGGCGCUGCAGCCGACCGGAGCACAGGAGCCCGCGGAGACCAACGAGGUGUACGAGGAGACGGAGGAAGUGGACUGUGACCAGGACACAUACACAGGAAACAGCAGUCAUCCAGGCGGCACUGCCGAGCCCCCAUUGGCUGCAGGACCUUUGGAGGUGGGGCCUAACUCAAACCCAAACCUGCUCUGGAGAGUUCUACUGGACGGCCGUUUACUGGUGAACAUGUCGACCAAUCAGCUGCUGUCAGAAGGCGGGUUCUUCUCCGACCUGGAGCCAAUGAGCAGCGCCGAACAAAACGAGACGCUGGAGUUCAGUCUGAGCCGAAAGAACGAGAGCUCAGAGAGCGUCCACAACAAGACGGUCGCCCGCGGCAACGGACGCCAGAACCGCACCAGGGGGAACCAGAGGCUGAACCAGAAGAACCUGAAGCUGAGUGUGGCCGACAUGUACCGCUGGAAACUCUCCUCCCAGGAGCCCUGCAGCAUCACCUGCUCCAUCGGGGUGUCCCGGUCCUUUGUGUCCUGUGUGCGUUACGACGGAGUGGAGGUCCACGACAUGUACUGCGACGCCGUGACUCGCCCGGAGCCAGUGCACGACUUCUGCAUCGGGAGAGAGUGUCAGCCGCGGUGGGAGGCGAGCAGUUGGAGUGAGUGCUCUCGCACCUGUGGAGAGGGUUUUCAGUUUCGACAGGUGCGCUGCUGGAAGAUGUUGUCUCCGGGUUUGGACAGUUCUGUUUACAGUGACCUGUGCAUGGAGGCGGAGCUAGAGCGCCCCCCGGAGAGGAGAGCCUGUAAGAGCCCCGCCUGCGGGCCGCAGUGGGAGGUGGCCGAGUGGAGCGAGUGCACGGCGCAGUGCGGCCGCAGAGGUCAGGUGACCCGGGACGUGCGCUGCUCUGAUGAGAACAGGUCAUGUGACCCGACGAACCGACCCCCCAGUGUGAAGAACUGCACCGGCGCCCCCUGUGAGCGGCAGUGGACAGUGUCAGAGUGGGGCCCGUGCUCCGGCGUGUGUGGCGAGGGUCGAACCGUUCGUCACGUUUACUGUAAAGCUCCAGAGGGAAGAGUCGUCCCCGAAAACCAGUGUCCAGCUGAGACCAAACCUCUGUCCAUCCACCCCUGCGGAGAGAGAGACUGCGCCCCCCACUGGCUGGCACAGGAAUGGGAACGGUGUAACACGUCGUGCGGUCGUGGGGUCAAACACAGGGUGGUUCUGUGUGUGGGCAUCAGCGCGGGAAAGAUCCAGGUCCACGACGAAGAGUCAUGUGACCCCAACGCCAAACCCGAGGACGAGGGCACCUGCUUCGAACGGCCCUGCUUCAAAUGGUACUCCACCCCCUGGUCAGAGUGCACUAAAACGUGCGGCGUGGGCGUUCGGAUGAGGGACGUGAAGUGUUACCAGGGCCGGGAGCUGGUUCGAGGCUGUGACCCUCUGACCAAACCGGUGUCCAAACAGACGUGCACGCUCCAGGCCUGCCCCACCGAGCCUCCAGAUGAGAGUUGUCAGGACCGACCCUCCACCAACUGUCUCCUGGCCCUGAAGGUGAACCUGUGCAGUCACUGGUACUACAGUAAAGCCUGCUGCCACUCGUGCCGCGCCCUCCGACCCCCGUCCUCCUGAGCUCGCCAC